CGAAUUGCGGAAGUGACUUUAGCCAGUAACAGCGGGCGCAGGUUCAUACAGUAACAGAAAAAGAUAUUCAUUCGUGGAGACACGGAUCUUUGAGGUCAACAUCACACGUCUUUGAACCGAAUCUCGGCUACCGUCUCUCAAUCCACCGGAGCACGACAUGCUGCAGCUGGGCGAUGACAUCUCGCUCUACUCUGUCGUAUUCGUGGUGGUCCUGCUGGCCACUCGCAGCCCGGUGUGGUCCGGCGUCCUUACUGGCUGCCUCUACCUCUUCCUGGCCAUGUUCCGCUUCCCACAGCUGCCAACCGGCCGAUCCCGACAAGUGCUUCAUCCGGCCGGAUUCGAGAAUGUGUCCGUGGUGGCUCACCGGGGAGGCGGACACGAUGCCCCGGAAAACACGAUAGCGGCCAUCCGACUGGCGAGCAAGAAUGGGGCCUCUGGAGUGGAACUCGACCUGGAGUUCUCUGCAGACGGGGUCCCAAUCCUGAUGCAUGACGAGACCGUGGAUCGGACCACAAAUGGAUCAGGCACCCUUAGACAAUUAAGAUUUGCGGACUUGGCUAAACUUGACGCAUCUGCUAAACAUCGACUCAGGGCCAAGUAUGCUGGUGAGAAGAUCCCAACGCUGGAGCAGGCGGUGGAGGAAUGCAUCAAAUUGAAGCUCACCAUAUACUUUGAUGUGAAAGGCCAUCCAGACGAGGCAGCUGCAGCGCUCUCAGCUCUUUACAACAAGCAUCCAAUCCUGUACAACAGCAGCAUUGUCUGUUCUUUCGAACCCAAGGUCAUCUACAAGAUGAGGCAGACUGACCCUCAGGUGAUCACUGCAUUGACCCACAGGCCCUGGAGCUUGAGCCGCUUUGGCGAUGGCUCCCCACGUUACCUGUCACCAUGGAAACACCACUGGCUGACAUUAAUGGAUAUUGUGCUGGACUGGGCCCACCAUCACUUGCUGUGGAAGCUUUGUGGCAUUUCCGCCUUCCUGGUGCAAAAGAACUUUGUCUCGCAGGACUAUGUGCAGUACUGGAGCCAGAGAGGGGUGGAGGUGGUCGCCUGGACCAUAAACAACGGCGUGGAGAAGCAACACUACCAGGAGCUUCUGAAAGUCAGUUACAUCACAGAUAGCCUUGUGGAGGACUGUGACCCGCACUACUGACACUCCCUACAUGCACUCACAGAAAAACUCCAAACUCCUUGGUGCCAUUUUCUAGUACGUACACGUCUAUAUGUAUACUUUGACUAGACUACUCACAGAAAGUUACAAAUACAAUAUUGGAAUGAACCUAAAAUACACCCAAUAUAACCUAUAUGGGUGAACUUCUGUAAACUUUUGACUGCACAUGUCAGGCUGUUAUCCUGGUCUCAAUGUCAAAAUGUAAACAGCAUGGUGAAAACAACACUUUCACUGCCAAUUUCAUUUGAACCAAGAAAUGUAUUGGUCGAUUUAUGGAUCAUUCAUCUGUAAUGAAUUUGCCAUUCAGCUCCUUUUUAGCGCGAGUAGUGAAAAAAAAAAAAAAAACACUGAACAGUUGGACAUGCCCUUUCAGAAGUUUACACAAAGUCAAAAUAAGGGAAGUUUAUGGUGUAUUUUAGGUUCAUCCUGAAAUUUCACUCAAGCGCCGAAUAGCCGUAACUUUUUGUAGGUAUCGUAUGACCAUUUGAAGGUCAUCCCAACCAAACUGGGUGACAUUGUGUGCCAUGAGGUUCCAGUCAGAGGCCCGUGAAGGUCAUUCAAGUCACACUCCCUCCUGAUGGCAACUAUUUCUCCCACUUGGCCAGCAGCAGCAAUAAAGGCGGCUAAAUAUCUGCAAUGAAACAGCUUGUCAGAUCGCAUGAAAAACACUGAGGUUUUAUUCAGAUGGUUGGAAUUUGUAGAUUCUUGAUAUACACAGUGUGAAUACAUUUUCCAUUGUUUACAUGUGAGUUUAAUAUGCACGUCACCUUAAGACGUUGCUUCUAAUCAAAUCAAUCAUGCAGCUACACAGUCAACCAUUUUGAUGUUACACUGGGACUCCAGCUCUUGGCCAGUGGACUCAGGUGAGCGACCCAUAUAGUAAGAGAUGAGCAGACGGAGUGGUGAUAUCAGUCUGGAUAAGCCUGUCUGAGCAGCUUCUUGAUCAUGGUGCUCUUGAGGAUCAACCCCCAGAUGACCCUUGAGUUAAUCUUCAAGAGGAAAGUUAAUGUGCUUUAUAUGAAAAUUACGAUGUAUGACAAAUGAUUGCAUGUAUAUAAAUAAAUGGUAUAAUAUC
Syngnathus acus (greater pipefish) is the source of this 2243-nucleotide messenger RNA. RefSeq names its product glycerophosphodiester phosphodiesterase 1 (gene gde1). Gene Ontology annotation, molecular function: phosphoric diester hydrolase activity. Lineage: Eukaryota; Metazoa; Chordata; Actinopteri; Syngnathiformes; Syngnathidae. Gene Ontology annotation, biological process: lipid metabolic process. The record is from RefSeq and is a predicted model, not a curated record. The transcript has 6 exons. Bases 158 to 1150 code for a protein of 330 amino acids.